This is a messenger RNA of Jaculus jaculus (lesser Egyptian jerboa), 1730 nucleotides long. RefSeq names its product hedgehog acyltransferase like (gene Hhatl). Gene Ontology annotation, cellular component: endoplasmic reticulum. NCBI's taxonomy places the organism in Eukaryota, Metazoa, Chordata, Mammalia, Rodentia, Dipodidae. Gene Ontology annotation, biological process: negative regulation of N-terminal protein palmitoylation. The record is from RefSeq and is a predicted model, not a curated record. Gene Ontology annotation, molecular function: acyltransferase activity. The coding region runs from base 182 to 1696 and encodes 504 amino acids. The transcript is spliced from 14 exons.
GACUACCAUCUUGUUUCACAGCUCAGCUGAUCGGACAGACGUGCAGUCGGACGCAGGACCCCAGAGUCCUGAGGUGGGCGGUGUGCCAGGGCCCCUCACAGCCUCUUCAAGACUCCUGCUCCACUAACCUGAUCCCCAGCUUCCCUCCCCCACGCUGCUGGUGAGGAGCUCGGUCCAAGCUAUGGGUGUCAAGACUGCAUUGCCUGUGCCUGAGCUGGGCCUGUACUCCCUGGUGCUGAGUGGGGCCCUGGCCUACGCUGGCCAAGGACUCUUGGAGGCAUCACAAGAUGGGGCCCGCAGGAAGACCUUUCGGGAGUCUGUGCGACCCGGCUGGGAUUACCUGGGCAGGAAGAUGGAUGUGGCUGACUUCGAAUGGGUGAUGUGGUUCACCAGCUUCCGCAACAUCAUUAUCUUUGCCCUCUCAGGGCAUGUGCUGUUUGCUAAGCUCUGCACAAUGGUGGCCCCUCAGCUCCGCUCCUGGAUGUAUACCGUGUAUGGAGCCCUGGCCGUGGUGGGCACAAUGGGCCCAUGGUACCUGCUGCUGCUGCUCGGCCACUGUGUGGGUCUUUAUGUGGCUUCACUCUUGGGCCAGCCCUGGCUCUGUCUCAGCCUUGGUCUGGCCAGCCUGGCCUCUUUCAAGAUGGACCCCCUAAUAUCUUGGCAGAGCGGGUUUGUAACCGGCACUUUUGAUCUUCAAGACGUGCUGUUUCACGGGGGCUGCAGCUUCACGGUGCUUCGGUGCACCAGCUUUGCACUGGAGAGAUGCGCCCACCCUGACCGCCGCUACUCCCUGACAGACCUGCUCAAGUACAACUUCUACCUGCCCUUCUUCUUCUUCGGGCCCAUUAUGACCUUCGAUCGCUUCCAUGCUCAGGUGAGCCAAGUGGAGCCAGUGAGGCAAGAGGGCGAGCUGUGGCACAUCCGGGUCCAGGCAGGCCUCAGUGUGGUGGCCAUCGUGGCUGUGGACAUCUUCUUCCACUUCUUCUACAUCCUCACCAUCCCCAAUGACCUCAAGUUUGCCAGCCGCCUCCCCGACAGCGCCCUUGCUGGUCUGGCCUAUUCAAACCUUGUGUAUGACUGGGUGAAGGCGGCUGUCCUCUUUGGAGUUGUCAACACCGUGGCUCGUCUGGACCACCUGGACCCACCUCAGCCUCCCAAGUGUAUCACUGCGCUCUAUGUCUUUGGAGAAACGCACUUUGACCGCGGCAUCAAUGACUGGCUUUGCAAAUACGUGUACGACCACAUUGGUGGGGAUCACACUGCAGUGAUCCCAGAGCUGGGGGCCUCAGUGGCUACAUUUGUUGUCACCACUCUGUGGCUUGGGCCUUGUGACAUUGUCUACCUGUGGUCAGUCCUCAACUGCUUUGGCCUCAACUUUGAGCUCUGGGUACAGAAGCUGGCAGAAUGUGAGCCUCUGGCACAAGUGGAGGCCUGGAUGUCAGAGCAGAUGUCUCGAAGGGUCCGGGCCCUCUUUGGGGCUGUAAACUUUUGGGCCAUCAUCAUGUACAACCUUGUAAGCCUGAACAGCCUCGAGUUCACAGAGCUGGUCGCCCAACGCCUGAUACUGACAGGAUUCCCCCAGACCACACUGGCCGUCCUGUUUGUCACCUACUGCGGUGUCCAGCUCGUGAAGGAGCGCGAGCGAACCCUGGCGCUGGAGGAGGAAGAGGGAUCGGACAAGGAGAAGCCAGAGUAGGGGGUGGGGCAGGGCAGGUUCUCCUCAGCAACAG